AUGGUAGCUUUACCAGACUGGCCCGUUUUUGUGCAGCUUCAACAUGAUCCAGAUAACUCUGCACCUUCUCGUCGUCAACACUCUGACCAGAUAGAGGAAGCCUCAUUGUUGCUAGGCCUUCAGAGGGAGAAGAUUCUAUCGGUGCAGACAACAGAGAUUACUGAAAAAGAGGCUAUAUUGGAAUCUCCCUAUCAAGAGAAUGGUAAUGGGGAGGAAGAACCAAGACCCAUAAUAAGUCAUGCAGAUAACAGUCUCUGUGAUCUUCCCAAUGACAACAAGACUGGAGCAGACCUUCCUGACAACAAACCUCAGGAUGAAACACAAACACAUACAGAGAACAACACCUUGGAGUCCCCACAGAGCCAACAGCCAAGGGAGCUUGACUCCCAGACAGGGGACACAGUGAUGGAAGUGGAUGCAGCAGACAACAGCGACGAGAGGAACAGCAUAGAUGAAAAGUCUCAGAUAGAAGAGAGGGAUAAAGAAGAGGAGAGGAGUUGUGAGAGCAUUGAGAUGGUUCAGACUACAGAUAAACCCAAGGAGAAUACAGAGGAAAGUUCAGCUCUAGAUGAACAUAUCGAGGAGAAAAUGGAAACAAGUUCUCAAAUGCCUGGACAAGAACAAAGGUCUUCAAGCUCAUCUAUGCCAGAAAACUCAUCUAACAUGUCAUUAAACAAGUAUAAAAGCUUGCCAGGAGUUAUAUCAUUUGAAGAUAUGAACAAUGAUGGCAAAUCUAUUGUAUCAUUGCAAGAAUCUGAUGAACAAGAGAAAUUACCAGCUGAGGAUGAAUGUGUUACAUCAAAAGAAAUUGAAGUGGAUGGAGGUAAAUUUAGUUCUGAAUCAGAAAGUAGCCAGAAACCACCUGAAUGCCACAAUACCAACAAAUCAGAAGAAGUCCUGAAGGGAAUUGAAAAAGAUUCCUUCGAUCAUCAGAAAAGGGUAUCUGUAGAAUUUGAAGAGGAGGAAAGUCAGAAUGAAAGUAUUGAUGAAGAAAAUGAUGGGAGGUUAUUCAUAGAUACUGGAGGAGAGUCAGGGGAUACUGAAGGUGAAGAAUUGUCAGUGAAAAAGAAAGCUCAGUAUGUUGAAUCUCCACUGGCAGCUGGAAAACUCUCUAGUCAACAGCAUACUGAUUCUCCAUUACCAGAAGAGGAAGUUCAAGAUCUGCAGAGAACAGUGCAAGAGUCAGCAAGAGAAACAUCCUCCAGGAAUAAAGCAACUGCAGAAAAUACUGACAUGGUUUUAUCAGAUAAGGAGGUCAUGUUAGAUAGUGUAGAUCCAGAGCCAUCCCAGAAUAGAUCUGAAAUGAGUCCAAUGGAAGUAGUACCAACUAGUGUAGAUUUGAUAACCACUGAAGGAUCCAGACUGAAUGCUACAAAGACUCCUCUAGGAGCUGUCAUCAAAGUUGAGCAGAUUGAUGAGGGGUAUGGGGAUUCUCAGACAGGAGACAUUCUUGAUAUCCUGCACAAGUCAGAUAAGCCACCCCAAAAGCGUAAACACAAUGAUACCAGUGACAAAAGUUUACCAGAGACUUUGUCAUUUGAACCCACAGAGGUUGCCAAGAGAGUGAAAAAAGAACCUGUAGAUAGAUUUGAGUCAUCGGAAUCAAGCUGUUCAUUAAAUACUUCUGCUGUAAAAGAUGCUUCUUCUAGGCCUCAAGGAACUGUGACUUGCACAGUGUCAAACAGUCUUCUACAGCUCAGUAAGCAGGUGGACAAUAUAUCAACAAGGCAGACUCGACACAUGGCACCUACAGUGAGCAUGCCUUCUUCAGUUUACCCUUCACAGCAGUCCUCUUUACUACGACAUCAGCUGAACUCGGGAAUAAGAUUUCCACCACAGGUGUCCAGGAUUUCUAUUCCUUUUGUCAGAGCUCAACAGCCAGCUGGGAAAGCAUUACCAGCACCUAUUCAAUCUGAUCCAAGGAUGAGGCCAGCCGUUUCUCAACCAUUCACAGUUACCUCCGCUACUAGAGGAAUUAUGGGUAGACCCCCACAGAGUCGGCCAGUUAUGAUCACCACACAAACAAAAACGGCACCUUCUCUACUGAACUCCACUUCCACGAUGCGAUACAGACUUGUUCCACAUGCUGGAGGCCAUACUUUGAUGUCUACUUCCAACUCCUCCACUGUUACUAAGCCAUCAGUGGUUGUUUCAUCAGCAAGCAGUAGCCAGAGUUCCUCCACAUCCAUUCAUGAUUCUUUGCCUUCCUCCUCUAUCAAUAUUGAUACAGUGGGCAUGCAAACCAUAACUGAACUUAUUGCAAGAAAGAAUCCAUUGCCAAACUACAAAGUUGCACCUGUUCCACCAGAUAUCAAAGUGAAUGCAUCUGUGUUCACCUGUUAUGAGUGUGGAGAUACCUACCGCUUUUCGACAAGCCUAGAAACCCAUCGUGGAAGAUGCAGCAUGAAAAUUGCCUACAAAUGUGAGGAAUGUAAAAGCAUGAAGAUAUUUUUCAACAAGUGCCAGUUUUUAAGUCAUCUGCGAGGUCAUCUGAACAUUGAGCAGACCCAAGCAGUCCCUAUUCACAUUAAAUCUGAUUCCAUAUCCAUUGAACCACUGCCUAAAUCCCACCAACAAGUGUUCUUUCAAAAGUUUUCUGUUUCCAAAAAGACAAAUGUUCAGAAAGUUACCAAGAGGUGUUCAGAAUGUGGAGUUGCAUGCAGUCAGGCAGAUUUUGAAAAGCAUUUUCUGGGGGAGAUAAACCCAAAUGGAAGUGCCCUGUCUGGAAAGUGGAAAUGUGUUCCCUGUAAGCUCCAUUUUUCCUCCAUUUGUGCACAGAGAGCACAUAUAAGAUUGCAUAAGGAAGAAGAACUGGACAAAAAGUUCACCUGUCCAGAGUGUGGGAUUGACCAAUCGGGGCUCAUGAUUGGAGACCAGCAAUUUACAGAUUACGAGGAAAAACUCAGUUACCAUGUCUUAAAUGUGUGCUUUCAUUUAGAUAAAACUAAUUUAGUAGCCUGCUCGAAAUGUAAUGCAGAGUUUACUAGUGUAAGGGAAUUCAAAAUACAUUAUUUCAAAAAGUUGGAACAGUAUUUUAAAUGCAGCAUAUGCCCAAUGGCUUUCAGGCAGCAGGAUUCAUUUACCAAACACUUAUCCUCACAGCAUGUGGAUAUUCAGAAUUUAAGCUCUAACAAGAAAAGGAUGGAUGUCUUUAAAGUGAUCUAUAGAUGCCAUGUCUGCGACAGUUUGAUUGAUGAUAAAUCUGUGCUAGAGAGUCACCUGACACAACAUGUGGUAACCAAGGGAGUAGUCUACAAAUGUAACGAAUGCACGGAAUUUUUCUGGAAGUCAGAGGAGCUGGCUACCCAUUUCAAAGCCAAGCAUGAUGAAAAAUCCAAGCUCAUGAUGUGCCAUAAGAAUUGUGACAGAACUUUUGACAGCUGGAAAUCAUUGCUUCGCCAUAUGUUACGCGAUACCCAUGAUGCUCCACAAAAUUCUACUUUUCAGUUUUGCGGAGGCUGUGGAUUUUUUUACGAUCAAAGCGAAUGUGAAGGAGGUCAUGUUUGUUUGAGCUCAAAAACCGGGAAAUUGGUUGUUAAUAAGUACCCUUAUUCCUGCAAAAUAUGCAGUAAACGGAAGUUUUUCAUUUAUUCUGAACUGUUGAAUCAUUUGGAAAGCCACCAGGGCAAAGGAUAUUUAGUGUGUAAAUAUUGCCAAAGUUUUGAUUUUCCAUCCAAAGAGGGAUUAAUAACUCACGAGAGUAUAUGUUCUAAUCGAAAAUCUCCAUUCAAACCAGCUAUCCUGAGAAAGAAAAAAAACGUCAACUCAAGUUCCAACCACGUUGAGAAAAUGGAUGAAGAUGUAAAGCAGAGUCCUGCAGAGGAUGUUUCCGAGCCUUCUUUCUUGUGUGUUGAUUGCAGUGAGAUUUUCAGUUCAAAAGCUGACCUUAAUAAUCACCGCAAAGAAGUACACAGUUAUCUAUUUCCUUGUCAUUUGUGUGGAUUAACAUAUGAAUCUCAACAGAGCCUACGCAAGCACCUCAGAGUAUCCCAUGAAGGAAAAGCUCAUGUAUACCCAUGUUUGAUUUGCAGGAAGAAAGGUAUCCGAAGGAUCUUUACAAAUGUUUCGGUUUUAGAAAAACAUCUAGCCUCUAAACACAGAGUGAGUAAGAAUCAAAUGAGUUCGAGCAUUGUAAAUGAAUUUGCAGAAGAAGAGGAUGAUGUCCCCAAUCCUCCACCCAAAUCAAUCAAAUCUACGUCGGAGCACAGUGAGUUAACCUCAAAGACAGACUCUCCUGUCAAACGUUUGCACAUCCAGGGAGACCAAGUUUUCAACUGUGCAAAGUGCAGGUUCGGUUGCGAGGACAGGUCAGAGUUUCUAGAGCAUCUAAAGGUUCACAAAAUUGAUAACUCUGUUCAGUGUUUAGAAUGUGGACUUUGUUUUGCAAUCAUUCCCUCUCUAAGGAAGCACCUGUUUAUGGUUCACAAAGUGAAGGACUUUGAGGAAUACUGCCAAAAAGAGGGCAUUGUUGUGAAGGAGGAGGAGGAGAUUGAGGAAGAGGAGUCAGAAGGGACCUCCUACACCAGCCCAGCUGAGGAGUCGGACCAGGAGGACAGAGACCCUCUCGAAUGCCGCGUUUGUUACCGCACAUUUGAAGAUGAGAACAAACUGCGGGCUCACAUGAGGAGUCAUGGAAUGGCGUUUAUUAGAAACAAGCGCAAGGAAAAAGCAGUACAAAGGUCAAGGCAGUCUGCUUCUAUUUCUAGUGUGAAAAGUGAAACCCCGAGUGAAAAUAGCAAUGCAUCAUCCUCAGACGCAAAAUAAAAAUGUUGUGUUCUUAAUGUGGUAGAAGAGCUUUGAAACUUA
Molecule: messenger RNA, 4806 nt
Organism: Magallana angulata
Lineage: Eukaryota; Metazoa; Mollusca; Bivalvia; Ostreida; Ostreidae
Product: zinc finger protein 687a-like
Exons: 4
Coding region: 1-4764 (1587 amino acids)
Source: RefSeq, a predicted model, not a curated record